AUGUCUCGCGAAGAGAACAACUACAAGCUCCUCUUCUCCAUCAUCAGCCAAAUGAGCACCAACGGCCAGCUCCGAGGCAUCGACUGGGCCCUCGUCGCAAACGACCUCGGCCUCGAGCGCGCCACUGCCGCCUCCUUGCGCUGGACCCGCUUCAAGCAAUCUACUGGUCUCAGCCUUCCUGGUAGCAGUGGCGCUCGAGCUUCGACCAAGGUCACGAAGUCCAAGGGUGGAAGUGGAGCCAAGGGUGGAGCGAACAGUGGAAAGAAGGCAGGUGGUGCAGGCAAGGGCGGUGCAAAGAAGAAGGGCAAGAAGAGCGGGAGCGAGAGCGAUGAGGCUUACGGUGGUGACGAGGGAUAUGGUGGUGCGGACCUUGAGGCCAAUGGUGUACAGGAGAAUGUUUUGGGAGAGGGAGAGCAGGAGGAGAUCUAUGGUGAUGCGCAGGAGUACGUUGAGGAGGGAUAUGGUGGGGAGGUGCAAUAUGGCGAGGAUCAACAGUUUGAGGCGAAGGAGGAGUAUGGAGAUGAGCAGCAGGGCAAUGGAUAUGUUGAUUAUGGAGAUGAUGGAGAUGAUGGCGAGGAUUAUGGAGACGUGCGUUAUGAGGCUUAA
Messenger RNA from Hyaloscypha bicolor E, 606 nucleotides. RefSeq lists its product as uncharacterized. Lineage: Eukaryota; Fungi; Ascomycota; Leotiomycetes; Helotiales; Hyaloscyphaceae. The coding region runs from base 1 to 606 and encodes 201 amino acids. The record is from RefSeq and is a predicted model, not a curated record. The transcript has a single exon.